GGCAGGUGCAAAAAAUAAAAAACCAGUGGGCAGCGUGCGGUCUAAUAGGUGAACUAUAAAAUCCUUUUGCAAAAAAUGUGAUGGUCACACUGGCAUAGUUCUUAUCAAAAGCCGGGCGAAGAAGAAGAUCGAGUCCAAUAGCGAGAAUAAUAGUCGUUAAAUUGCAAUUAGUCAUUAAGUGGAAACACGUCUAGGGAGCCGUAUUCCGACCAGCUAUGCAGUGUUCUUGGAUAAUUGUUGCCUAUUUAGUGUUCAACAUCCUCCAGUUCCGGGUAUCCGCCACCCAAGAUGAAUUUUUUGGCGAACCCAGAGAAUACGGGGAAGAACCCUUGUUUGAGUAUGGAGCGGUUAAAAGACCCACUCCCACUAAGGGACUGCUGUACCCCAGGGACUCAGAGACACGCGAAGUGCGAAGCCUAGACGGCAUGUGGCACUUGGUGCAAAGCGACCCUGCAGAUCCCUUCCUGGGGAUCCGGGAAAAAUGGUACGCAAACCCCUUGAGGAAAACCGGAAGGGAGAUCAUUUUCAUGCCAGUUCCUGCCUCCUUCAACGACGUAACCACGGAUAACCUGCGAGAUCACGUGGGAACGGUGUGGUACGAACAAACUUUCUUUGUGCCCCGCUCUUGGGAGGGGAACCAAAGAACCUGGCUGCGCUUUGGCAGUGUCCACUACUCGGCCGUUGUGUGGAUCAAUGGAAGGAACGCCACCAGUCAUUCUAUUGGCCAUCUGCCCUUUGAGACGGAGAUCUCGAAACUGGUUAGCUUUGGCGAGGAAAACAGGGUAACUGUGAUGUGUGACAACCGCCUGGGCAACCGGACCGUCCCCCAGGGUUCCGUAUAUGAGGCAGCCACGGAUCGAGGGCCUGUACCUAUUCAGAGCUACACUUUCGAUUUUUUUAACUACGCCGGGAUUCACAGAAGCGUCCACCUGUUCACGACACCACUGCUCUAUAUUAGCGAUGUAAGGGUCACCACUCAACUUACCGACGAGGGAUUGGGUCGCAUAGACUACCGCUUGUGGGUGGAUGGCAGCCAGGAGGUCCAGCCCACCCAAAUUCUAGUACAGCUAAGGGACAGGGACGGGGAAGUGGCCGCCCAGCAGGUCAACAAAGCGGUCUACCAUGGAACUCUGCUGGUGCCCCAAGCCAAACCUUGGUGGCCCUACUUGAUGCACCCAGACCCCGGCUAUCUGUACGACCUCCAGUUCGAGCUCUUCGUGGCAAGCAACGAGGAUACAGUGACUGAUGCUCUACAGGAUGCCUAUCGACUGCCAGUGGGUAUUCGAAGUCUGAGUUGGAACAACGACAGCUUGCAGCUCAAUGGAAAACCGCUUUAUCUGCGAGGAUUUGGACGCCACGAGGACUCAGAUAUCCGCGGCAAGGGACUGGACAACGCUCUACUGGCGCGCGACUUCAACCUGCUCAAGUGGAUCGGCGCCAAUGCCUACCGCACCUCGCACUAUCCAUACUCCGAAGAGUCAAUGCAGUUCGCCGAUCAGCAUGGGAUUAUGAUCAUCGACGAGUGUCCUGCUGUCAACAUUGACAUUUUCGAGCCGCAGCUGCUCGAGCAUCACAUGUCCUCGCUGGAGCAGCUGGUCCACAGGGAUAGGAACCACCCAAGUGUCAUCGCCUGGUCGGUGGCUAAUGAGCCGAGAUCCAACAAGCAGGGAGCCCUCAAGUACUUUGAAUCCUUGGUGAACUACACAAGGGGCAUUGCCCACGGCCGCCCUCUCACAGCUGCGAUCAAUCAAAGCCCCUCUACCUGCCACUUGGCGCAGUUUCUGGACAUCGUCGGCUUUAAUCGCUACAACUCCUGGUAUCAAAACUCGGGGCGCACUGACAUGAUAGUAAAUCUGCUGACGAACGAGGCCCAGAGUUGGCGGGAUGCGUUCGGAAAGCCAGUCAUCCAGUUCGAGUACGGAGGUGAUACCAUGGAGGGCAUGCAUUCGCUUCCCGCCUUUAUUUGGUCCGAAGAAUACCAGGUAGAACUUUUUUCACAGCACUUUAAAGCCUUUGACGAGCUUCGUGCGAGGAAGUGGUUCAUUGGAGAAUUCGUGUGGAACUUUGCCGAUUUCCGGACAGCGCAGACCAUUACUCGCGUGGGCGGCAACAAGAAAGGCGUCUUCACCAGGAACCGGCAGCCCAAGCAAGUGGCCCACAUCCUGAGGUGGCGGUACUUUGCAAUAGCCCGGGAACUGGACCAGUGCAGCGUUCCAAAGGACCUUGCGGUGUACGUUUCCAAGAAUGUCCAUAACGAGCUUUAGACCACUGGAUUACACAAAUGCGCACAUUAUAAGCCUUAAUUGUCCAUAUUGCAUUUUGUGGAGGCCAAAAGGUUCAGUAUCCUUAGUGAAAUAACUAGUGAUAUGUCUAUAUAUUUAAUAUAAAACAAGUAAGGUUGAAAUCAUUAGCCUUAUGUGUAAGUACGCAAGGUCCGUGUAGUACUAAAGUGAUGGGUACACCCACGUCAUACCCCUUCCCUGAUGUCUUCAUUGGCUUUGCUUUGCCACGGUCAACUCGUGUUGGUUAAGACCUCUCGGCAGCAAACCUAAUUAACUCAUUUAGACCCUCUCAUAAAACCAUUUAUAUUUUA
Drosophila ficusphila is the source of this 2593-nucleotide messenger RNA. Its product is annotated as beta-glucuronidase. Gene Ontology annotation, biological process: carbohydrate metabolic process; glucuronoside catabolic process. Gene Ontology annotation, molecular function: beta-glucuronidase activity; carbohydrate binding. Bases 216 to 2264 code for a protein of 682 amino acids. The transcript is spliced from 6 exons. The record is from RefSeq and is a predicted model, not a curated record. NCBI's taxonomy places the organism in Eukaryota, Metazoa, Arthropoda, Insecta, Diptera, Drosophilidae.